AUGGGACCUCGGCGCUUCAAGCGACAGGUCAUUGUCGCAACUCUGCUGCUCGUCACGGUCAUCUGUUUGAUGCAUUCUUUCGAAUAUGAGGAUGCCGAAGUGGCCAGUAAUACGCCGUUGCUUCUGAAAUACAUUCAUCCGCCCAGUGAAAAAGGAGGUGUAUGGCAUAUUCCUCCUUCAUGGCUGGAGAAUGCUACGACUAAACCAGAAACUAUUGUCGAAGCGGCCAAACUGGCUUCUGGCAAAGCGCAAGCGCCCCAAAGACAGAUCCCCCUCUCCAGCAUUCCGAUGAUCGUCCACCAAACAUGGAAGAAUACAGAUCCGCAGACAUGGCCUCAGGCAAUCCGUCAGAGUACAGAGACAUGGCUUCGAGCAGUCGAAGAGGACAAGAUGGCAUACUUCCUCUGGGACGACGAAGGGAUCAACCAGUUUAUCAAACACUUUGAGCCCGGUCUGGAGAAGCAAUUCUACGCUCUUGCUAGCAACGUCGAAAGAACGGAUGUCUUUCGUGUUCUGGUUUCGAAGUGGAUCGGCGGUGUGUACGGAGAUAUGGACACCGAGCCGCUCCGUAAGCCCAAAGACUGGAUCAACGCCUCUGAUAUCCAGCCCUGGCGUGACCCGGAAUCAGGCGCCGUGUACCGGUCCACCAAGCCAGUUCGCGCAAUUGUCGGCCUGGAGGCCGAUUGUUCCCCUGAUAGCGAUUUGUAUUGGCGGAUGGGGUAUACUUACCCCGUGCAACUAACACAAUGGGCUUUUGCUUGGGCGCCGGGACAUCCGAUCCUCCAGAUGUUUAUUGAUCGGUUCUCUACGGCGAUGCAGGAGAUGCCGAUUGAGGCAGUUGAUCCGCUGGUUCUGACCGGCCCGGUCGCGUUCACCGAGGCGGUGCAGAGCUGGUUGAUGGCCACUACAGGGCUACGGUGGAAUGCGCUGACGGGAUUGCAUGAUGGGGGGAGGACCCAGGAAGAGGCAAGUAUGGCAAUAUGGGCUCGAAACCCGCGACAGACCCGUCUGCGCGGCUGCUCCAUCGAGCGCAGGGCUCUUGGAGGAAGUUUGAUCUGA
This is a messenger RNA of Aspergillus lentulus, 1059 nucleotides long. RefSeq names its product glycosyltransferase family 32 protein (gene och3). The record is from RefSeq and is a predicted model, not a curated record. Gene Ontology annotation, biological process: protein N-linked glycosylation. Gene Ontology annotation, molecular function: alpha-1,6-mannosyltransferase activity. Lineage: Eukaryota; Fungi; Ascomycota; Eurotiomycetes; Eurotiales; Aspergillaceae. Gene Ontology annotation, cellular component: mannan polymerase complex.